AUGGAAAGAGAUGAUUAUGAAAUGUUAACAUCUCAAGAUGUCGAUAGAUCAAUACGUUUACUUGAUAGUGCGUUAAGCACACCGAGAAAAUCAUUAUUGAAAAUCUCUAGAAAACAGAGCAGAAAAGUGGAUGAUUUGGAUAUUUCCAAAGAUGGAUCAUUUUCAUCUCCUCUGUCAUUUAAACCUAAAAUUAGUAAAAGAUCGAGUUUGAGCGUUGAAAACGUUUAUGACAAUUCUAUAACAUUUGGUGCGAAUGAAAUAAAAAAAUUAUUAUCAGAAACUUCUUCAGUAGGUUUAACACAAAAUCAAAAUACUGCCAAAGCAGCCAAGGAUAGGUUAUUUUUUGAUUUUUUGGAAAUAUGGCAAACUCAUGGUUCAAUUCGAGAAGUUUUUGAAUCGAUAUUAGAUUUUGUUCAAUGUUGUUCGCAUACUGUAACCUCUAUAAAAAAUGUGUGGAAUCAAAAUUUAACAAAACCUGGAUUUUUCGAUGAAAAAAUCCUAACAGAGAUUGAAUCUGAGAGAAAUACAUGGAGAUUAAUUUAUGCAUUAUAUCAGAACAGGCUUGCACUUUUAAUGCAACAAGAAGAAGAAAAUGAAGAAGAAGAUGAAGAAAAUGAUUACUUUCUUCAAAGCGUCAGCGAAAAAGAAAUUAUGUUAAGCUUGUACAAAAAUGAUAGAGUUAUCAGAGAGAGCCAACUUGUCGUCGAUUGGCUUGAACAAAAUGCAUCUGAUUUAGCUGAUGGAUAUGGCCUCGAACAGUAUACAGACAAAACGAUUGCUUGGGAAAAUACUUUACAUGAACUUCAAAGUAAAAAACCGAUUCCGUAUAAAAGUAGUAGAGAAUUAAUAACUCAAUUGGAUCCAGAUGCACCACACAGAGAAAAAAAAGCACUCCAUGAUUUAGAUAAGGAAGAUGAUGAUAGGUUAAUACAAGAAGUUUAUCAAGAAAUUCGUCGAGGACAUUUAGAUGCAGCGCAAUCGGCUUGCGCACACGCUGGUCAAUCGUGGAGAGCUGCCUUGCUGGAAGGUUGGAGGCUGUAUCACGAUCCAAAUUACUCUGCUAAAAAUAAUCAAGUUCAAAGGGAACCGUUGCCGGUAGAAGGAAAUCCGUACAGAGACAUCUGGAAAUUAUCUGCUUGGAAAAUGUGCGAAGAUGUAACAAUGCCAUUAAAAGCUCGAGCAUCAUUGGCGGCAUAUUGCGGUCAUUUACAAACCCUUCUCGACGCAUCAGUGUCUUGGGAAGAUCAAUUAUGGAGUUAUUUAAAAGUUUCCAUCGAUGCAAAAGUUGAAAAAGAAAUCCGUGAAAUUAGUUUGAAAAGUUACGUCGAAAUGCCACAAUUGUAUUGGAAUAACAUAGUGACUCUGGAAGAAAUAUUCAACGAAUUACAAGCGAGUAAAAAUCCUUUGGUACGAAGAGAUGCGAUGUCACCCGAACACAUUGUACAAAAAUAUUUAGUUUUAGAUCAAAUCCCUCAACUCAUGGAAGAAGUUUCAAAAUGGAUCCAAGGUUCGGACAUGAGCGUCGGAAGUGAUUACGAAUCCGUGUCUCCUCAUUUUCUAAGAUUUUUAACUCAUCUCGUUUUGUUUUUACGAAGGAUAGGAAGGAGCGAAUGCGACAGCGUUGGAGAUGCCGUCAUCGAAGCUUACGUUAAAUUAUUGAUAGAAAUGAGAGAAAGCAAAUUGGUCGCUUGGUACGUGAGUCAACUAAGUCAAGAAGAUCAAAUAUAUUAUUACGCGGCAUUUUUAGAAGAAAUAACGGAUUCGGAAGAGAGAAACGCAUGUUUGAAAGCAGCUCAAGAAGCCGGAUUAAACGUUGAUGUAAUAACAAAAACGGUCGUUGAAAAUAUUCGGCAACAAUCUCCGUCGAACGAUGUUGCGACUAUGGAAGUACAACCCGACGUAAGUCCCGAAGAUUUGAUAAAAAUCUCAGCGCUCGAUUGGUUGUUGUAUUAUCCGGGACAAAGAACGGAAUUGUUGAUACAAACGAAUGCUUUGAUUGCUAAUUUUUUAUCCGCUGGAAACAUACAAGCCGCACGUUUGGCAUUUAAUAAAAUUCCAGAUAGUACGAUUGAUUUAAUUGUUAGUUCAAACGUGAACGAUUCCUUAACGGACGAUACUUACAUAAAUUUAGUUUUGAACAACAUGCCUAAACAAGUUUCGUGCGCGACGAAAGAAUAUCUUUGUUACAAAGCUUAUUUGGAAGCGGACGAAAGUUUUUCCGAUUGGUUUCAAUAUUUCAAUCAUGGUAAACCCAUCGAACCCGUACUAAAGGAGGGUGCGAAUUUCAGCGAAAAAGUCGCAUUUCAACAUAAAUACAGUCAAUAUAAAAUAAAUUACGAUAGGUGGAAAAUAUCGAUGGAUAGCAAGACGGCGACCACGAAAACUCUUUUGUACAACGUGCUUUUGUUUCCCAUGGGUUGGUUGGUGGACGAUGAAAACGUCGAAGAUAACGACAGAACGGUACAAUUGUCAGGAUUGAGAUCGAUUGUCAUACCUAAAGUGACGUUUCUCCUUCAUACUGUCAUGCACGGAAUGGAAGAUUAUUCGGGUUGCGUGGCUCUGUCGGAUCUCAUUGCAGCCGAACAAUAUAAAUUGUAUAAGGUUUUCAGUAAGCAAAAACUUCAAGAUUUCUUAUCGAAAGCAUUGGAAUCGUCUCUUGAAUUAAUGAACCAAGGUAAAGAUCCUUGGGGAUACACAGUAGUGUAA
Molecule: messenger RNA, 2706 nt
Organism: Pediculus humanus corporis (human body louse)
Lineage: Eukaryota; Metazoa; Arthropoda; Insecta; Psocodea; Pediculidae
Product: Nuclear pore complex protein Nup107, putative
Exons: 15
Coding region: 1-2706 (901 amino acids)
Biological process (GO): post-transcriptional tethering of RNA polymerase II gene DNA at nuclear periphery; protein import into nucleus; regulation of DNA-templated transcription
Cellular component (GO): nuclear pore outer ring; nuclear pore
Molecular function (GO): structural constituent of nuclear pore
Source: RefSeq, a predicted model, not a curated record